AUGGCUCUGCCUCGGGGGCUGGCGGGGGCACCGACGGGGCCCCAGCCGCGCCUCCCGCUCCUGUGGACUCGGCCGAGGAGCUACGAGUGCUUCGCAAGCGGCUCGAGCGGGUCGAGGCUCAAGCCGCCCAGCCGCACCCGACGGGGGACCCCCCACCGGGAGGCGGCGGACGACGUGGGCGGCGGUGGUCACCGCGGCCCCCCCCGCCUCGGCGGCGGCGUCGGUCGCGACGAUGCUGUCGGCGAGCUGUUCGGCGGCCACAAGCUUGCCUGCGACUACGACAGCGACAACCCCUUCGAGCGGAAGCGCGGACUGCAGCUGCGGACCUCGCACUACGCACCAGCGGCGGCGGGCGACACCGUGCACGCAGAGCUGCACCGCAAGCUCGGGGCCGCGAACCAACGAGAGGUGUGCACCCUCCUUCCCUCCCUCUCGUACAUGUACGACCUGCACACGCACCUCGAGCGGCUCGAGGUCGCGAUUGGCGACGAGCGAGAUGAUCCCGGAGAUGCCCGCAGGGCGCUGCGGCUCGUGCACGAGCAGGCGGCCGAGUUCGACCCGCUCUACGGCAAUGAGCGGUCGCAGAGCGGCGCCCGCUCCCUGCUCGGACAGCGGCUCCACGAGUCCCGCGUGUCCCGCCGCCACACCCGCCUCGGCAGCGCGGUCGCCUCCGCCGACAGUGCCCGGCUCAAGCCCAAGCCCCCCGGCGCGUCCAAGCGGGUCGGCCGCCUGGGCGGCGGCGGCGGCGGUGACGGUGGCGGAGGUGGGCACGACAGUAGCGGCAGCAGCCGGCGGGGCGGCGGCGACAGCGGCGGCAGCGGCGGCGGCGGCGGCAACGGCAGCAGCGGCGACCGCCGCAGCGGCGACGGCGGCGGGAGCGGCCAGCGCGGCGGUGGCCAGCGCGAUGGCGACGCCCGUGGCCAGCGCGAUGGCGGGGUUUCCGGACGCGGCGGCGGCGGCCGGGGCGGCGGCCGCGGCGGAGGUCUCAAGACACACCGCGAUCGGGUCCGCUCGAGGCUCUCCGCCUGGCGGGACAUCGGCGCGAGCCGGCAGACGCUGCGCUGGCUCGGCGAGGGCGUGCGCGUGCCGUGGAACGAGAGGGGACCACCUCUCCCGCUCCACCACGGCGUGGGCAGCUUCUCGCCGGACGAGCGAGCGUGGCUGACGCUGGAACGCGAUCGCUGUCUCGGCACAGGCGCGUGGCGCCGGGCGACUCGCUGCGACUACGUCUCGCGAGCCUUCGUGGUGUGGCACAAGGGCAAGCCGCGCCUCGUGAUCGACUUGCGGUGGGUGAACGAGCACGUGGAGAAGCGCAGCUGCAAGUUCGAGUCGCUGGCGACGCUACGGCGGCUCGCGAGGCUCCACGACUUCAUGUUCUCGCUCGACCUGACCGACGCCUACCACCACAUCGGCGUGCACGAGUCGGACGUCGACUACUUCACCUUCGCGGUCGAGACGGAGGCCGGCGUGGAGUACUUCUCACCCCCGCGCUCAACUUCGGCUGGACUCUCUCUCCGUGGGUCUUCACCCAGGCUGCGCGACGUGGUGCGCUAUCUGCGCAACCCGGAUGCGGCGGCCAGGCCGCGCUACGGGCAGCGGCGGCGCCACUCGGGCGUGCACCGCGGCGUGCGGACGCUCCCGUGGCUCGACGACUUCGCUUUCUUCGUACGGGGCGUGCGGGCGGACCACCCGGAGUACGGCGCGAUGCUGGAGGCGGCUCGCGCCGAGAGCAUGCGUGCUUCUGUCGCAAAGAGCUGCAUGCCACCGAAAGCGCUGUCGAGGUUCGCCGAGCGCGGCGCAGGUUGA
Emiliania huxleyi CCMP1516 is the source of this 1806-nucleotide messenger RNA. RefSeq lists its product as hypothetical. Lineage: Eukaryota; Haptophyta; Isochrysidales; Noelaerhabdaceae. The record is from RefSeq and is a predicted model, not a curated record. The coding region runs from base 1 to 1806 and encodes 601 amino acids. The transcript has 5 exons.